This is a messenger RNA of Myiozetetes cayanensis, 900 nucleotides long. It is a transcript of the gene SMIM29, whose product is annotated as small integral membrane protein 29. Bases 307 to 612 code for a protein of 101 amino acids. Lineage: Eukaryota; Metazoa; Chordata; Aves; Passeriformes; Tyrannidae. The record is from RefSeq and is a predicted model, not a curated record. The transcript is spliced from 4 exons.
AGGCCCGUGCAGGGGUCCCGCCAGUCCCGCUGGUGGAGGCGGAGCCCCCCCCGACCCCAGCUCUGUACAGGGGCUGUUGCCGGGGAGGGGCUCAUUACUGAACGGGGCUCAUUACCGGGGCAGGUGGUUAUUACCGGGCGGGCGCUGGGUUAUUACCUGUGCGUGGGUCAUUCCCGGGCGGUGGGUCACUCCCUUCGGUGGGUCACUCCCUGCCGUGGGUCACUCCGGGGCAGGUGUGGGUUGCAGGGGUCCCGCCCUGGGCCCGGGCACCGCGUCCCCAAUGCGGGCAGGAGCCGGCACUGGGCCAUGAGCAACGCGACGGCCCCCACGGCCCCGGGCACGGCGGGCGAUUCGCUGGUGGGCUCCGUGCUGGGCCCCUUCCUCUUCCUCACCCUCCUGGGCGCCGUCCUGGCCGCGGUGAUGUACGUGCAGAAGAAGCGCAGGUCCGAGCGGCUGCGGCACCGGCUGCUGCCCAUGUACAGCUACGACCCGGCCGAGGAGCCGCCCGAGUCCGAGCAGGAGCUCCUGGUGGAGGCCGAGGAGCCUCAGGUGGUGCCUGGAUGGGGGGGACCCUCACCCCCUCGGCCCCCACACAGGGACUGGAGGGCCUGACCCUGCCCGAAGCAACAGGACCAGGUCCUGCCCAUGGCAGGGAAGGGAGGACGGUGCUGGCACCAUGGGAUGGGCAGGACGUGCCCACAGUGGUCCCACACCCGAGCACUGACUGGGGAACAUCUCCCACCUCAGCAGCUGGUUUUUUUUUUUUUUUUGCUUGAACUGCUUCACCAGCCCUUGGAAGGCUCAAGGUGGGGCAGCAGGGCCUGGGGAGAGCAGCAGGCUCCGGGCACUGGGGGAUGCCUGGGGGCAGAUGGAGCAAAUAAACGUGUCUCUGCCUUCGGC